GCUGGCGCGGGGGAGUGUGGGCCGCUCUCGCAUUGUGGGCGGUAAAGUCGGAGCUCGUGGCUGCAGCAGGGGAACGCUGUGAUGGCGCUGUGUAACGGCGACUCCAAGGAGACUGCUGGAGGAGACAUCAAGGAUGCCAGACAUCAGUAUGAAGGGGCUGUAGUAAUUCUUGAUGCAGGAGCACAGUAUGGAAAAGUAAUUGACCGGCGUGUUAGAGAACUUUCUGUACAGUCAGAAAUUCUGCCACUUGAGACACCUGCUUUUGCAAUCAAAGAAAAUGGUUUUCGAGCCAUCAUCAUAUCUGGAGGGCCAAGUUCUGUCUAUGCAGAGGAUGCUCCAUGGUUUGAUCCAGCGAUAUUUACAAUUGGCAAACCAGUUCUUGGAAUCUGCUAUGGAAUGCAGAUGAUGAAUAAAGUUUUUGGAGGUACAGUGCACAGAAAGAAUGUGAGAGAAGAUGGUCUUUUUACAGUAAAUGUGGAUAACAGUUGUUCACUGUUCAGAGGUCUACAGAAAGAUGAGCUUGUUCUGCUCACACAUGGUGACAGUGUGGACAAGGUGGCAGAGGGGUUCAAAGUCGUUGCACAGUCUGGAAACAUUGCAGCAGCCAUCGCGAAUGAAUCCAAGAAACUCUAUGGUGUUCAGUUCCACCCAGAAGUGGAUUUGACAGAACAUGGGAGAGACAUUUUGAAGAAUUUCUUGUUUGAUAUUGCUGGAUGCAGUGGGACAUUCACAGUCCAGAGCAGAGAAGUAGAAUGCAUCAGAGAAAUACAAAAUAAAGUAGGACAUUCCAAAGUUUUGGUACUGCUGAGUGGUGGAGUAGAUUCUACUGUGUGUACAGCUUUAUUGAAUAAAGCUUUGAACCAAGAUCAAGUAAUAGCUGUUCAUAUAGACAAUGGUUUCAUGCGAAAAAGAGAGAGUCAGUCUGUUGAAGAAGCCUUGAAGAAACUUGGUAUUAAAGUUAAAGUGGUUAAUGCAGCACAUGCAUUCUACAACGGUACAACAACUCUGCCAAUUUCAGAAGAAGACAGAACUCCCAGAAAGAGAAUAAGUAAGACCCUAAAUAUGACGACUAAUCCUGAAGAGAAAAGAAAAAUAAUAGGGGAUACUUUUGUGAAGAUUGCAAAUGAGGUAAUUGGAGAAAUGAAUCUGAAGCCUGAAGAAGUGUAUCUUGCUCAAGGUACUUUGAGACCAGAUUUAAUUGAAAGUGCUUCAUUAGAGGCAAGCGGGAAAGCUGAUGUCAUCAAAACUCAUCACAAUGAUACUGAACUGAUAAGAAAAUUGAGGGAAGAGGGUAAAGUGAUUGAGCCCCUAAAAGAUUUCCACAAAGAUGAAGUGAGAGCAUUAGGCAGAGAGCUGGGUCUUCCUGAAGAUGUAGUUUUGAGACAUCCAUUCCCAGGACCUGGUCUUGCUAUUAGAAUAAUCUGUGCUGAUGAGCCAUACAUUUGCAAAGCCUUUGCGGAAACUAAUAACAUUUUGAAAAUAGUAGCUGAUUUUUCUGCAAGUGUGAAAAAGCCGCACACACUAUUACAAAGAGUCAAGUCCUGUACAAGUGAUGAAGAGCAAGAAAAAUUGAUGCAAAUUACAAGCCUGCAUUCACUUAAUGCUUUUCUUCUGCCAAUUAAAACUGUUGGAGUACAGGGUGACUGUAGGACGUAUAGUUAUGUUUGUGGCUUAUCUAGUAAAGAUCAACCGCACUGGGAUUCCUUCAUAUUCCUAGCCCGACUUAUUCCACGAAUGUGCCAUAAUAUUAACAGAGUUGUGUAUGUUUUUGGACCACAGAUUCGAGAACCUAUAACAGAUGUAACACCAACUUUCCUAACAACAGGAGUGCUUAGUACACUCCGGCAGGCUGACUUUGAGGCGCAUAACAUUCUUAGAGAGUCUGGUUACUCUGGGAAAAUUAGUCAGAUGCCAAUUGUUUUAACACCGCUACAUUUUGACCGCGACCCACUCCAGAAGCAGCCCUCUUGUCAGAGAUCUGUGGUGAUUCGAACCUUCAUUACAAAUGAUUUUAUGACUGGCAUCUCAGCAAUUCCUGGCAAUCACAUUCCUGAAGAGGUUAUUUUAAAAAUGGUGAGAGAAAUCAAGAAGAUACCUGGAAUUUCCCGUGUCAUGUACGACUUGACCUCAAAACCACCUGGAACUACGGAAUGGGAGUGAACGAAACAAUAUUUUUUGUGAAAACAUUCCCAGUGUUAACAGUAAGGUGGAAGUGUGACUGGAGCUGCUACUUUGCACCUUUUUUCUUUUUGUCAUCCCUCCCCUUGCCCUACCCAGAGCCUACCGUAUAAUUCAGUAUUUGGCAAGGAUAUAUUUUAAUGGGUUAAGAAUAUGUAAGGGUUAAGGGAUUCAUCAUCAGAUUUUCCUGGUAAAAUUGUGAAGCCUUUGCCAAUGUAUUUGAACACCCUUUAUAGUUCAAUUUGUCUGGUGUUUUGAACUUUCGAAGGCACAGUUCAUUUGCAGUAAAUUAACUAAGCCAUUGCCAGUAUAUCAUUGUAAAUCUCAAUUAUUGAUGUGACCAAUUUUUUUUAAAACAGAUCUGUUACAAAUAUUUUGCCAAAUGGAUAGGUUGUAUGGAAGUGUAUUGGCAAGUUUUGAUGUAUUCAGUAUGUUUAAAGUUUAUUGACAGUUUGUAAUUGCAUUGUUCUAAAUGAACAAAUUACCAGCAGUUUGGCUCUGUUUAUCACUGUAAUUUUGGAUACUGUAUGAAAUGAUUAGAAUGAACACAGUUGUGAUUUUCAUGGCCUAAAGAACUCUCAAAGGGUUUGAUUUUUGCCAAAAAUCCUGAUCAUAUACAUGCUUUUGAAUAUUAGCAGCCAACUGUGUACUGUACAUAUUUCCUAACUUGCAUGUGAGCCAAAAUUUUAUUUGAAGGAUAAGAGGACUAGGGUUUUCCAAAGGCAGCAUUUUUAAUGUAUCAUUUGACAAUUUUAUAUAUCUAUUUUAUUAACUGACUACCAUAAUUUCAUUGUGAAAUAUUUUCACUUUGCUAUUUACCUAGAUAUCAGUUUAUCAACACAAUAUGUAUGGUUAUUAUUAAUUGUUGCCUUAAUUUGAUCACCUCUAUCCCACAUGUUCAGAAAAUGUAAUUUAUAAUUGUAAACUUUGUCAAAUUAAUAAAUUGAUAAGACAUACCUCAAGUUCUGAAAUUUCCAUGCAGAAGUAACUUUGUCAAUGGUACAAUGUAAAGGUUUUGGGUUUUGAACUUACCACAGAAACAUUUAUGAAAAUCUCUAGUCUGAUGAUAUUAUCUUUAGAUUUUUUUCAUAAAUCCAAAUCAGUUACAUUCAGAAUUUUAGCAAGCUAGGUUCAGUCCAUCUACUUUAUUGAGUGUAUAUCUAAUUUAUCCAAAUUGUAUGUACAGAAAUAAACAUUUUCUUCUAUGCAUCUACAUCUUAAAUAUAUUAAAAUUUCUGAAAGUUGGAAACCAAACAUUUCAGUGAAGGUGCAGACUGUUUGGCAGAUUAGAUGAUCAGAUCACUUCACUUGGGUGAUUUGAUAAAGUGCAACUAACAGAUUUUGCAUCAUUUUCAUUUGAAAGGUGUUUUCUUGCUCCAGUUUGUAGCUACAUGCAGGAACAUUCAUGCCAUUAAAGAUUUCAUAUCAA
Hemiscyllium ocellatum (epaulette shark) is the source of this 3607-nucleotide messenger RNA. RefSeq names its product guanine monophosphate synthase (gene gmps). Gene Ontology annotation, molecular function: GMP synthase activity; ATP binding; GMP synthase (glutamine-hydrolyzing) activity. The coding region runs from base 82 to 2160 and encodes 692 amino acids. Gene Ontology annotation, cellular component: cytosol. Lineage: Eukaryota; Metazoa; Chordata; Chondrichthyes; Orectolobiformes; Hemiscylliidae. Gene Ontology annotation, biological process: GMP biosynthetic process. The transcript has 16 exons. The record is from RefSeq and is a predicted model, not a curated record.